AUGGCUUUCAAGGGGAAGUUGGAGACUGUGUUAGAUCUCAAGUCAAGUCCUGAAAAAUUCUUGACUCUCUGGAAGAAGCAAGCCUACGAGGUUCCUAACCUUACUCCUACCAAUAUUCAAGGAGUUCAUGUCCUUGAAGGUGAUUGGGUCCCUCCUGGCUCUAUCAAGGUCUGGAACUACACUAUAGAUGGAAAAGCUGAGGUCUUUCAGGAGAAGAUUGAAUUGGAUGAGGAGAAGAAUAUAGUAACUCUUAUUGGUCUGGAAGGUGAUGUGUUCAAGAUUUAUAAGGUGUAUACUGCCAUAUGGGAACUCACACCCAAGGACCAGGGGAGCUUGGCAAAAUUGACUCUUGAAUAUGAGAAGCUGAAUGAGAAUGUUCCUGUUCCGCAUAAUUACAUGGAUUUUGUGAUUAGCAUAACUAAGGAUAUUGAUGAAGGAAUCUCCAAAUGA
This is a messenger RNA of Hevea brasiliensis (rubber tree), 450 nucleotides long. RefSeq names its product MLP-like protein 328. Lineage: Eukaryota; Viridiplantae; Streptophyta; Magnoliopsida; Malpighiales; Euphorbiaceae. Bases 1 to 450 code for a protein of 149 amino acids. The record is from RefSeq and is a predicted model, not a curated record. Gene Ontology annotation, biological process: defense response. The transcript has 2 exons.